UUUCAAAGAUGGCCGCCCUGUUGUUUUGAUGAAUAAUACUUGGUGGGGCGAGGGGUAAGAGUAGGGGUGGAGGGGUAGGAGGAUUUACGCUUCCAACGAGAGCAUCGCGAGUCCCACCCUCCCCCUUCCCCGGCCCGGGUUCCAGCGUGGAGGAGGGGCGUGUCCGGCCUGCUUUUAGAGGGGAGGGGCUUCUCUACACAGUGCAGGGCCCCGUCAGGGCGGCUGUGGGGGCUUCUUGCUUGGGAGCAUCCACUCUGCGGUGGAGUCGUUCCCGCCGGAGGCCGAGGGUGGGGAGAGGAGAGCAGGAUCCUCUGGAGAAGACGCAGCUGCCGCGCCGCCACCCGCAGGCUGUGGGCACGCGAGGAGCUGGCGACCGCGCUGCCCCUCUGGGUAACCCGGGCGGCGAGUGGCGCCUUCAGCUCACCCUGUCGCAGCGGCGGCCAGAGGCGGCUGCAGGGCUCGGGCAGCUGAGGGAGUCGCAGAGGCGGCGGAGGCCACCCAGUCCAGGCAGCUCAGUGCCUCGUGUUCUUAGCUUUUAACCUCUGACUAUGCAAUUCUGAAACCUCCCCCAUUCGGGGGACCAGCCUGCCUGCUAGACACCUUCCCCUCCUCGCCUUGCUCCCGCCGCGGUCUCGAGAACAGAAGGACCUCUCCUAACGCCUGUCACCAUUAAGAGGAAAGCGAUGGAGGAGCUGAGCGCCGAUGAGAUUCGCCGGAGGCGCCUGGCACGACUUGCCGGUGGACAGACCUCCCAGCCCACCACCCCGCUUACCUCGCCCCAGAGGGAGAACCCUCCAGGGGCCCCGAUCGCAGCGUCAGCCCCAGGCCCCUCGCAGAAUCUCGGCCUCAAUGUCCACAACAUGACCCCAGCUACUUCCCCGAUAGGUGCUGCAGGAGUCGCGCACCGGAGCCAGAGCAGUGAGGGGGUCAGCUCUCUGAGCAGCUCACCCUCCAACAGCCUAGAGACGCAGUCUCAGUCUCUGUCGCGCUCCCAGAGCAUGGAUAUCGACGGCGUCUCCUGUGAGAAGAGCAUGUCCCAGGUGGAUGUGGAUUCAGGAAUUGAAAACAUGGAGGUUGAUGAGAAUGACCGACGAGAGAAGAGGAGCCUUGGCGACAAGGAGCCUGCCUCGGGCCCUGAAGUGUCUGAAGAGCAGGCCUUGCAGCUGGUCUGUAAGAUCUUCCGCGUCUCCUGGAAGGACCGGGACCGAGACGUCAUCUUCCUUUCUUCUCUCUCUGCACAGUUCAAGCAGAACCCAAAAGAAGUGUUCUCUGAUUUUAAGGACUUGAUUGGCCAGAUCUUGAUGGAAGUGCUCAUGAUGUCUACUCAGACCAGAGAUGAAAACCCAUUUGCCAGCCUCACUGCUACGUCCCAGCCUAUCGCAGCAGCUGCUCGGUCGCCGGACCGAAAUCUCUUGCUGAAUCCCAGCUCCAAUCCUGGAACCAGCCCCAUGUUCUGCAGCUUGGGCUCCUUCGGUGCCAGCUCUCUGUCUAGCCUCUAUGACACUAGCCCAGCCCCUGCUGCUGGUCCCUGUGGCUCGGGGCCGGGGGCAAGUCCAUCCUUCACGUCCCCUUCCCGUGUAUCCCUCAGCCUUCACACAGCAGCUUCUGGAUCUGCAGCAGGAAGCCAGCCCUCAUCACUGUCCCUGUCCCCACGCUACCGGCCCUACACAGUCACACACCCAGGGGCGCCUCCACCUUGCACUGUCCCGCUGCCCAUCCCCUCUGGCUCUCCCGCCCUCCCUGCCCUUUCGGGGAGCCCCCCAGCGGGCACCUCCAGACCGAGGCCUCCAAGCCUGGGCCCAGCUGUCCCACCCGUCUCGCCCAGUGUUGCCAGCAGACGUCCCUCCUCCCUGCGGAUAUCUCCUAGUAUGUACGACACUCCCUUCUCCUUCCUCUUCCUCCCGCUUUCUGGGGACAGUAGUGAUGAAGAAGACGAAGAGGAUGAUGGUCAUGGUGAUGAUGAAGGUGGUGGUGGUGGUGAUGAUUUUCCUUUUGUCCAGUUUGGGUCCAGUUUGGGAGCCUCUGGUGGUGGAGCGUCUAACUGGGAUUCCUACAGCGACCAUUUCACCAUUGAAACCUGCAAGGAGACAGACAUGCUGAACUACCUCAUUGAGUGUUUUGACCGAGUUGGAAUAGAAGAAAAAAAAGCACCAAAGAUGUGCAGCCAGCCAGCAGUCAGCCAGCUCCUGAGCAACAUCCGCUCGCAGUGCAUAUCCCACACCGCGCUGGUGCUGCAGGGCUCGCUGACGCAGCCGAGGUCCAUGCAGCAGCCGUCCUUCCUUGUGCCAUACAUGCUGUGCAGGAAUCUCCCCUACGGCUUCAUGCAGGAGCUUGUGAGGACAACUCACCAGGACGAGGACGUCUUUAAGCAGAUCUUUAUCCCCAUUUUGCAAGGCCUGGCUCUUGCUGCCAAAGAAUGCUCCCUGGAUAGUGACUACUUUAAGUACCCCCUCAUGGCGUUAGGUGAACUCUGUGAAACCAAGUUUGGGAAGACGCACCCCGUGUGCAAUUUGGUCGCCUCUCUGCCCUUGUGGCUGCCGAAGCCCUUAAGCCCCGGCUCCGGGCGUGAGCUGCAGAGGUUGUCUUACUUGGGAGCCUUCUUUAGCUUCUCGGUCUUUGCCGAAGAUGACAUUAAAGUGGUUGAAAAGUACUUCUCGGGGCCUGCCAUUACCCUGGAGAACACGCGUGUGGUCAGCCAGUCCCUGCAGCACUACCUGGAGCUGGGCCGGCAAGAGCUCUUCAAGAUUCUGCAUAGUAUUUUGUUAAAUGGGGAGACCCGGGAGGCCGCCCUCGGCUACAUGGCAGCUGUCGUCAACGCCAACAUGAAGAAGGCACAGAUGCAGACAGAUGACCGAUUGGUAUCCACAGAUGGAUUUAUGCUGAAUUUCCUCUGGGUAUUGCAGCAGUUGAGCACAAAGAUCAAGUUAGAGACAGUGGACCCCACGUAUAUAUUCCACCCUCGAUGUCGGGUCACCCUCUCCAAUGACGAGACGCGCGUGAACGCGACCAUGGAGGAUGUGAACGAGUGGCUGGCUGAGCUCUAUGGCGACCAGCCGCCCUUCUCAGAGCCCAAGUUCCCCACCGAGUGCUUCUUCCUCACCCUGCACGCGCAUCACCUCUCCAUCCUGCCCAGCUGUCGCCGCUACAUCCGCAGGCUCCGCGCCAUCCGGGAGCUCAACAGAACUGUGGAAGAUUUGAAGAACAAUGAAAGCCAGUGGAAGGAUUCCCCGUUGGCGACCAGGCACCGAGAGAUGCUGAAGCGCUGUAAAACCCAGCUCAAGAAACUGGUACGGUGCAAGGCCUGUGCUGACGCUGGCUUACUUGACGAGAGCUUCCUGAGAAGAUGUCUGCAUUUUUAUGGCCUUCUCAUUCAGCUGCUGCUCCGCAUCCUGGACCCUGCGUAUCCCGACAUAACACUGCCUUUAAGUUCAGAUGUCCCCAAGGUAUUUGCAGCAUUGCCGGAGUUUUAUGUUGAAGAUGUUGCUGAAUUUUUAUUUUUUAUUGUACAGUACUCGCCCCAGGUGCUCUACGAGCCCUGCACUCAGGAUAUCGUGACGUUCCUCGUCGUGAUGCUGUGCAACCAGAACUAUAUCCGGAACCCGUACCUCGUGGCCAAGCUCGUGGAGGUCAUGUUCAUGACCAACCCUGCUGUUCAGCCGCGAACCCAGAAGUUUUUUGAGAUGAUUGAGAACCACCCUUUGUCCACCAAAUUGCUGGUACCAUCGCUGAUGAAGUUCUACACAGAUGUUGAGCAUACUGGAGCCACCAGCGAGUUCUACGACAAGUUCACCAUUCGCUACCACAUCAGCACCAUCUUUAAAAGCCUUUGGCAAAACAUAGCUCACCAUGGCACCUUCAUGGAGGAGUUCAAUUCUGGGAAGCAGUUCGUUCGCUAUAUAAACAUGUUGAUAAAUGACACCACAUUCUUGCUCGAUGAAAGCCUGGAGUCGCUGAAGCGGAUCCACGAGGUGCAAGAAGAGAUGAAGAACAAAGAACAGUGGGACCAGUUGCCGCGGGAUCAGCAGCAGGCCCGGCAGUCUCAGCUGGCUCAGGAUGAGCGCGUCUCCCGCUCAUACCUCGCCCUGGCGACAGAAACCGUGGACAUGUUCCACAUCCUCACCAAGCAGGUCCAGAAGCCGUUCCUCAGACCGGAGCUUGGACCCCGCUUGGCUGCGAUGCUGAACUUCAAUCUUCAGCAGCUUUGUGGCCCCAAAUGCCGUGACCUGAAGGUUGAGAACCCCGAGAAGUAUGGCUUUGAGCCAAAGAAGCUGCUGGACCAGCUGACGGACAUUUACCUGCAGCUGGACUGUGCGCGCUUCGCCAAAGCCAUCGCCGAUGACCAGAGAUCCUACAGCAAGGAGCUGUUCGAAGAAGUCAUUUCAAAGAUGCGGAAGGCGGGGAUCAAGUCCACUAUAGCGAUAGAGAAGUUUAAACUCCUCGCUGAGAAGGUAGAGGAGAUCGUGGCCAAGAACGCACGCGCGGAGAUCGACUACAGCGAUGCCCCGGACGAGUUCCGAGACCCACUGAUGGACACGCUGAUGACUGACCCCGUGCGCCUGCCCUCCGGCACCAUCAUGGACCGCUCCAUCAUCCUGCGGCACCUGCUCAACUCGCCCACCGACCCAUUCAACAGGCAGACACUGACAGAGAGCAUGCUGGAGCCAGUGCCAGAACUGAAGGAACAGAUCCAGGCAUGGAUGCGAGAGAAACAGAACAGCGACCAUUAACUUGCGCCUUUGCCACCCUCUGCUGGAAGCAGCCGGGCCAGCGGGGCAGGCAGGAGCAGCGCCUGUGCCGAAACUGCUGCUGUGUCAGGGGCCCAGCGUGGCCUCGUCCCUGAGAGCCCAUCCCAAGCGACCAAACCGCAGAGACGGGCAGGGCCCCAGAUGGGAAGAGGAGCCCGAUCCUAUACAUACAUUUAAGUGACACACAGGCAGGAGCUUGGGGGCCGAGCGGGAUGAAUGCUUGCGUGAUAAAGCGCGUCCCUCGCACGCCGCAGCUGGGGCUUGUGCGGUGGGAGCGUGUGGUGGUGGGACAGGCAGGGCGGCACCCUUUCAUCUCCGUGGUCUUUGUAAUCCAGUGUCCGUUGAUUUGAUUGUGAUUAGAGAACGUGGACAUUUUGCUGCUAAAGAAUCUCCCCUCCCCCCUUCCUGACCCUACUUGCACUGCUGGAUUUUUUUGUUUUUUGUUUUUUUUUAAAGAAGCAAAAACAAACUCCUCUCCCUGCCCUCCCAGCGUAUAUUCUGUGAAAUAACUGUGCCUGCAACGAAGUGUUACUCCCGGGAUCAUAUUUUUAUAUCAUAGUCACAUAUUUGUUUUUUUAAUUGGUGUUAGAUGACAUGAUUAAUAAAAAAAGGCAAGAUAUUUUCAGAAUUUGAAUUUGUUUUUGGUUUUCGGUUUUGUUUUUUCCUUUUUAAAUGUCCCUUAAAUUUUUUUAUGGUGAAACACAGUGAAGAGACGCCUUGUUGCUCUGGUCCUUCGAUCGAGCCCCGCCAGGAGUCAGAGGAGCAGUGCUGCGGCAGACGGGCCCUGAGUGCGGACCGCAGGAUUUUUGAAGGGGACGAGGGUUGGUUUUUCUCUCUCUCUCUCUCUCUUUUUUUUUUUUUUUUUUUUAUGAUACUGUCCGUGGGUUCGAAGCCUGCACCCUUACGCUGCGAAGGGAGAUGAAUUCCUCAGCCCUGAGUCCAGGCACGGAGGUGGGGCCCACGUGCAGGACAUGUCCCCUGGGCUCGGCCUUACCAAAGCAGAGCAGAGUACGAGCACCACGGACGCGUGUCUGCUGCUGACAUACAUGGACACGCGUACACACGCAUAUACACGCACACACACAUAUUUUGUAUUACUGCUCCCUGCGCGACAUACUUGAAUUCUACAGUUUCCUUUGGGAUAAAAAGGAUUUGAAACCAUGAAGUGUUUGGAAGAGAUUAAGUCUAAAAACAUUCUUCUCUCUUUUCCUCCCCGCUCCACAGACAAUGUCCCCUGUUCGAUUCCUAAUCGCAAACGACAAUAAACAGUGAUACACAGCAAAAA
Cavia porcellus (domestic guinea pig) is the source of this 6030-nucleotide messenger RNA. It is a transcript of the gene Ube4b, whose product is annotated as ubiquitination factor E4B. Gene Ontology annotation, molecular function: ubiquitin-ubiquitin ligase activity. Gene Ontology annotation, cellular component: ubiquitin ligase complex; cytoplasm; nucleus. The transcript has 29 exons. The record is from RefSeq and is a predicted model, not a curated record. NCBI's taxonomy places the organism in Eukaryota, Metazoa, Chordata, Mammalia, Rodentia, Caviidae. The coding region runs from base 684 to 4727 and encodes 1347 amino acids. Gene Ontology annotation, biological process: protein polyubiquitination.